This is a messenger RNA of Neospora caninum, 1857 nucleotides long. RefSeq lists its product as hypothetical. The transcript has 2 exons. The coding region runs from base 1 to 1857 and encodes 618 amino acids. The record is from RefSeq and is a predicted model, not a curated record. NCBI's taxonomy places the organism in Eukaryota, Apicomplexa, Conoidasida, Eucoccidiorida, Sarcocystidae.
AUGGAAGUAUCUCUGCCUGCUCAUGGCGCCUCACCAGGCCAAGUUCACCCGGCCUCGGGCAGCGGUCCACCCCGGUCCCAUAACAACACAGGACAGCGCGUUGUGUACGCUGUUGGCGCGCAUCCAGGUCACCAGACUCAUCACAUUCGUUCUCUACCCCUUCCAAUUCCGGUGGCAAGGUCGUCCGCUGAGGCCAUGGCAGCCUGCUCCAGUCACUGUCCGCGUAUUCUUGUCUCUGCUGCCCAGCAGGUUCUUCUUAUCACCCACGCCAUUGCACUGAUGCUCAUUGGGCGUGAGGUGUACAUACACUCUCAAAUCGGGGACUUCGGAUCACGCAGUAGCGAUGUACUGCGCCUUCCACCUGUUGCGCUAUCUGCCCGUUUUCACAGCCCAGUUGAUAGUGGAGAACCCCUUGUUGUGAAGGGAGAUAUGUUGGUAUCUAUGGCUGAGCUGUCCGGACAACCAGCAGGGAAAGACAGCGCUUCUCCGGGGCAAGAGUAUUUGUCAGCGCUGUCAGUUGUCUCUGGGCUGAUUUUCUUGGGGGGAUGUCUGAGUUGCCUGAUCCUCCUGUUUUCACCGGUUACAUCUCUGCCGUAUAUCCGAUUGUGCAUGAUUCACCGAAAUAACCGCGUCUUGGUUGCAGAUGGGGACUGGCAAACUCCCUCACUUUUGACAGAAAUUGUCCCAGAGAUCGUCAUGGCAAUUCUGGGUGCAUUUGUUCUCGGAGGCUUCGUCUUGUCGGAACAACAAAUCUGCAAGUAUCUGGCAGAACACAUCUCUCUCAUGUUGUCGCUCCAUCCGCCCACAGUUGACCUGGCCAACAGCAACGCUGGCUUUUUUUCCUUCUCCUCUCAUAUGCCAGCUCCCAAGAUGGCUUCUGUGGGCCCAUUCAUGUCUCUUUUGGCUGCUGCUUCCCUCGGCGGUUUGGCAUACGGCCUGCUGUUGCCGUACUUCUCUUCAACGAUGAUUGCCACCGUCUCCUUUUUCACCCUGUGUUUUGCUGUCUCCGUUCCGUUCUUCCCUUUUCCGUCAAGUAUCGACGCCUUCCCCUCACUGCCGCCAUCGCUCAUCUACUUUUUGCCUCCAUGCUUCCUCCCAUGUGUCACCCUCGGAGCCUUCUUUGUUGCCUGCUGCUGCAUAAAACACUUCCGAAAAUACCGCACUAUCAUGUGCGCAGAGGAACGCUGUCUUAGCUGUCUUCGGAUCGCGGUGACGGUCUGCCUUUUCUCGUUUUCCGCGGUGGGGAGCCUUUCUUUCUUCGCGUCCCUGUCCCGCCUCCCGUCCGCUCCAGUCAGUUCCUGGUUCCGGACAUGUCACGAGCUCCUCAAGCGAGUGCAGCCCGUCGUUCCUCGAGUGUCGACUUGCUGCGGAUCCAUUUGCGCUCUCCUCCUCCUCCUUUCCAUUCUGCACAUGCUUCUCGAGUACUUUUCGAUUCGAAACAACGCUGUAGGGGUCCGUCUCCAGGGCGCGUUUUUCUCUCUCUUCAAUCUUCCGGCUUUUGUCCCAACUGACGCUGCCGGAAACCCCGAGUUGCGUGCAGUCCCGGGGCUCUCUCAAUGUGUCCCCUCUGCCGAUGGGCAAGCGCGGCAGCCUGGAGGCGCCACCGCGCCUCUUCUGCUUCUUCCGGGCACUCCUAUGCCCCAGGACUUCCGUCCCUCGUUUUCAUCUUCGGGGCUCCGAAGCCCGAAGCCUCGGGGUUCUGGCGGCGGGACCCAGCUUGUUCCGAGCGUCAUGCGGGGCGUCGGCAGCCACCGUCAUGGCGAGCGCCCACAGGCUGAUGAGGGGAGUACGCGGAGCCUCAUGGUGGUGCGCUCUGGCGCCGGUGUCGCCCCGGAAGGCAGCGUUCACUGCGUCUGA